GGGGAGGGGCGGCCGCGGCCCUUUGUUGCGGGGUAGCGCUGCCGGAGAGAGCGAGGGAGUCAGCCUCACACGCCCCCCCCAGACCAGACAUGGACUCGGAUGAGGGCUACAUGUACGAUGAGGACGAGUACAGCGAGGAGAGCGAGCCCGACGAUAACUUCGAGAUCGGGGAGGUGGAGAUGCAGGAGCCGGGCCUGGAGCCGGGCCAGGACGGGGACGGGGUCGGGGGAGGUGGCGGGCUGGGCCUGGGCGGCCUGGGCGGGCUGGGCGCCGAGCAGGAGGAGGAGGAUUACCGCUACGAGGUCCUGAGCGCCGAGCAGAUUGUCCAGCACAUGGUGGAGUGCAUCCGGGAGGUCAACGAGGUCAUCGAGAAUCCAGCCACUAUUACAAGGAUACUUCUCAGCCACUUCAACUGGGAUAAGGAGAAACUAAUGGAGAGGUACUUUGAUGGAAAUCUGGAGAAGCUCUUUGCAGAAUGUCAUGUAGUAAACCCUUAUAAGAAAUCUCGAACACGUCAGAUGAAUACAAGAUCAUCCUCACAGGAUAUGGUUUGUGCCAUCUGUUACCUGAAUUACCCAAACUCGAAAGAAGAAAGUGGGGGGUCUGGAAGCGCCACUAGGAUCUCUAACUCUGUAUCAGAGUCCCAGUACUUCACAGGCUUGGAAUGUGGACACAAAUUCUGUAUGCAGUGCUGGAACGAAUACUUAACUACAAAGAUCAUAGAGGAAGGCAUGGGACAGACUAUAUCUUGCCCAGCUCACGGCUGUGAUAUCUUAGUUGAUGACAACACAGUUAUGCGUUUGAUCACAGAUUCCAAAGUCAAGUUGAAGUACCAGCAUUUAAUAACAAAUAGCUUUGUAGAGUGUAAUCGUCUGUUAAAAUGGUGCCCUGCCCCCGAUUGUCACCAUGUUAUUAAAGUCCAGUACCCUGAUGCAAAACCAGUUCGCUGUAAAUGUGGCCGGCAAUUCUGCUUCAACUGUGCUGAGAAUUGGCAUGAUCCUGUUAAAUGCAAGUGGCUGAAGAAGUGGAUUAAAAAGUGCGAUGAUGACAGUGAAACCUCCAAUUGGAUUGCAGCAAACACUAAGGAAUGUCCAAAAUGCCAUGUGACUAUUGAGAAGGACGGUGGAUGCAAUCACAUGGUCUGUCGCAAUCAGAAUUGUAAAGCGGAGUUCUGCUGGGUCUGUCUUGGCCCCUGGGAGCCGCACGGAUCUGCUUGGUAUAACUGCAAUCGCUACAAUGAAGAUGACGCAAAAGCAGCAAGGGAUGCGCAGGAGGUAAAGGAAGCUCUCCAUCAGUGCGGGGGGAGUGAGCGCUCCCGAGCAGCACUCCAAAGGUACCUUUUCUACUGCAAUCGCUACAUGAACCACAUGCAGAGCCUGCGGUUCGAGCACAAGCUGUACGCUCAGGUCAAGCAGAAGAUGGAAGAGAUGCAGCAGCAUAACAUGUCUUGGAUUGAGGUGCAAUUCCUGAAGAAAGCAGUGGAUGUGCUCUGCCAGUGUCGUGCCACACUAAUGUACACUUACGUCUUUGCUUUCUACCUCAGAAAGAACAACCAGUCCAUUAUCUUUGAGAACAAUCAGGCAGAUUUGGAGAAUGCAACAGAAGUGCUGUCUGGCUACCUAGAGAGGGACAUAUCCCAGGACUCUCUGCAGGACAUCAAACAGAAAGUACAAGACAAGUACAGAUACUGUGAGAGCCGGAGGAAGGUGUUGCUACAGCAUGUGCAUGAAGGUUAUGAGAAAGACCUUUGGGAGUACAUCGAGGACUGAGGAUCAUCUUACAAUGAACUGUCAACUCGUUAGCAACAGAGUGCUGAUGCAAAUAAAGUGGGCGGCACAGGCCCUUGCAGACACUGCUGGAGUUCUACCCUACUUUUUGUUAAUGGAAAGUUUAAGUAAAUUAUAUUGUAAUAAAAAAAAGUAGAUAAAAACCACAAAAUGUACAACAGUAUUGUAAGUGGAUGAAGGGUAUGAUGACACACUAAAACCCUCCAACUUUAAUCUGUAAUGUAGCUACAUUCUGAGAGCUGAACCAUUUUCUGUUUCCUUUCAUUUGUUCAUUUGUCUGUGUGUAGUAAUUGGACUGAAACUGUUUUGACCUGGCAUUCCUCUCCAGCCAGACACAAAUUGUAUGCAGGUUCCCUGUUUUGUGACUGUUGAUUGGCUUAAAGUAAGGCAGCGCUCUGGGGGAAAUCUUUGUACAUGACUUUUAAAGGAGGACACAGUAUUUUUCAAAUUGUAUAUAGCACAUCUGCAUGGUUGAGCAAGAACAAGCGAGCACGUGUUUGCAUAAUGUUUAAUUACAAAAUAUUUAUUCUUUAAAAACCUUCAAGAAUAUGUAUAUUUGCUGUGCAGUUUUCUUUAGUUUCGCUAAUCUUUGACCUCAGCAUUGUUAGUGGAAUGUGGAUUUAUCUUUGCCUCCUUUUUGCUCCCCAUCCUCCUCCUUCCCUCCGCCUCCCCUCCCCCCCCCGCCCCCCAGCCUUUAACUUGUACUUCUCUGCAGUUCUAGCUGUAUCUUGGACGUGAGCUGAGUCUGUGAUGGUGAUGGGUUUCCCUGAUGUGAACCUUCCCUCGUUCCCCCCACUUCUGCUCCCGUUUCAUUGCUGCUUUUGUACCCAGCUGCACCCCUCGUACUAACAUCUCUCGCUCUGCUUUCGGAGGAAGAACGCUCACCGCUUUUCAUUUCUGUGUUGCUGUAGAAUACCCCCUAAAAUUGUACAGAUUUUGUUGGAAAUUAGAGCGAGUACUGAUAAUUAGCAUUCAAAGGAAGACAGCACCUGGCUUCUCUUUCCUCCCUUCCCACCCUUACCCACUUUUAUCCACUGCUGUGAUCUGCCUGUAUGUUGCUGUCCCUGUGUUUGGGAGUAGGCUUGAAGGAUUGUUGCUGUGGGGUUGAGUACUGGCAGACUGCUGUGUUCUAGACUAGCAACCAAACCCAGGCUGCAAGCAAUGGUUAGUGGUAUUGUCCUUCUCUGCCAUUUAAUUGGUUGUAUAAACCAAAGAGAGGAAUGUUGAUAAGAUCUGUGGCUGGGUUCCUUAGCCCCAUUCUUAUUGCUGUGGAAUGAUUUUUAUUUGGGUUUAUUUUCUUUUUGUUGCACUGGGACAAUGUAUUGUCAAAUUCUCAUAAGAUUUGUAGCUGUUAUGGAUGAAUCCAUGCAAACUUACACCAUUGUAAAGCAUUUACUGAUGAUAAAGGUUUAAUUUGGGUAACCCCUGGCGUGGUUUCCAGUACAUGGGGGUGUGGGUGGGGUUGAGUGCAGUGCUUAAAACGCCAAGGGCGUUGCUGCGUGUGUUAGUGAACCAAUGCGUCAAAUCACAGCUAAUGUGCAUUACCUGCUGGACAUGAUUUGCAAAGUAGUAAAACUGGUUUUAAAGAUG
Molecule: messenger RNA, 3377 nt
Organism: Callorhinchus milii (elephant shark)
Lineage: Eukaryota; Metazoa; Chordata; Chondrichthyes; Chimaeriformes; Callorhinchidae
Product: E3 ubiquitin-protein ligase ARIH1
Exons: 15
Coding region: 90-1769 (559 amino acids)
Biological process (GO): positive regulation of proteasomal ubiquitin-dependent protein catabolic process; protein polyubiquitination; ubiquitin-dependent protein catabolic process
Cellular component (GO): nucleus; ubiquitin ligase complex; cytoplasm
Molecular function (GO): zinc ion binding; ubiquitin protein ligase activity; ubiquitin conjugating enzyme binding
Source: RefSeq, a predicted model, not a curated record